AAGAAUAUAUGAAAAUAUAAGACAUUAUAUCUGAGAAUUUAAAAUAUUCAAGAAACUUCCGUAAAAAUGCAAACAUGCAGGAAAAAAUUCUGCGGCGCAUAACACAGAUAUGAAUAUCUAAAAAAUCAAUAACUUUCACUUUGAAUAAGUCAAUAACUUCUCCGAAUUUGGUCUAUUUUAGCUGUUAAUUCCUAAAAUAAAUAAAUAUUAAGAGAUAAGCAUAUUUGCGAAAUGACUCAGGCAACAAGCAUCCGUCUAUUUUGACGUCGAAUAACGUCAUUAAAGGUCAAAUUCUUACGUUUGAUAAAUUUGCUGUUCUUUUAUCACGCAUUCUGUUUUGAAUAGAGAUAUAUAUAUCAAUAUAAGAUCAGAUAGAGAUCAAUAUAUUUGAGUGUCCGAUUAUGUUUAGAUACUACCUGAAUAUAUACGAUAAUAUUUCGAAUAUCCAUGAAUUUGGGAAUGUCCGAAAUUUGGUAGGUAAUCGUAGACAUAUACAGAUUUAUCCUAGCACUAGUCUUUCUAUAAGAUGUGCGGCCGUAAAAUCUGAAUCACACGGCCGUCUGCGACCAUUCGUUCUCUUGUCACUGUCACCCUAAACAUCCUCGACACUUGGCUCGAACCCCCGGAUGAGCUGAGACACCGCGCGCAUGCAACUAUCACUCGCUUCCGCUUCCUCCGGGCGAGGUUUCCACCGAGAGAUCACCACCUUAAUCCUCGAGCUCGUUGUUCCGCUUGGUAUCCGCGAAAAGUAUCCGACGGCCGGUCCGGGGUCGCGGAAAAAUUCCGCGUCGCGGCGUGCCGAUUCGGAAUUCUCUUCUCCGAGAACCCUCCUGGAAACCCUGCGCGAGUAGUCGAGGGCGUGACUGCUCGCGAGACUGGGACGCGAUCAUUGGCAAGGUCGUGACCAGGGCGGACGCACAUCAAAGCAUUCUUCGCGUCGCGUUCGGAUUCGGUGCCGCUUUAAAGGCGGGGCCUUUGAAGACCCCGCAGCCAAUCAGCGUCGGCCGACGAGCGGAAACCUCGUGAUUUUUGAAAGCCGCAACGAACAGCGCGCAGCCGUCCUCGGGCAACUCGGAGCACUCCGAACCGCGCGCGACGCCGAGCUCCCCAGUGUGUUUUUACUCGGGGUUGAGUAAACUCCGGCCUGUUGUGUAUCAUAAUACCGCGGCGUGCACACGCGGGUUACUAACGGGGUUAGCGUGCGUCCCGCGUAAGCGGCACCGAGUCGCGCCGAUCAACUGAAUGCAUCUUCGCCUCUCCUACCUACGUCGCGGCAUCUCGCGUACACCUACCGUCCGUCUUUCGUGUGUCUGGGAAGAUUCCCGGUCAACAAAAUACCACGACGGAGCAGCAGCAUCCGCGCGGGGCGCGCCGCGAAUUCCAUGAGCCGUGUUUUUCGUCGUGGCGGCAUCAGCUGAGCCGUGAUUGCACAUAUAGGAAUUACUAUAUCGAUCUGCCUCGAGUUAGCACCCUUGGAUCGAGGCGAUAUAUGCAGUGACGAGUGCGCGUGCUCAAAAGUGCUCAAAGUGACGGGAUACGUGCGUGAGAUUUUUCAUUAUUCGUUCAAAUCAACACUGCGAAAGGCUCAGGAAGAUCCGACGCGUCCAGCUGGUGGGAAAACCAACCUAUUCUCUCGGCGAAUAAGAGUUUAAUAAUUGCAGUCUGAGAGAAAAGCAUAUAUAUAUAUAUAUAUAUAUCUCUACACGCGAUGAAAUAGAGUCAACAAUUUUGAAUACAUCGUUCUCUCGAAAUCAAACAAACCGAACAGAUUCGUCAAUGAAGAAACUAUCCGACGAAAAAAAACAUGUGUAUCGUGUAAUCAUCUCUCGAUAUAUAGCAGUGGAGGAAAAACUAGCGAGCGCUCUAAAUUAAAGACAAUUGCUCUCAGUCUAGCUGGAAAAGGGGAUUUUUCUCGACACACUUUCCGCGAUUACCCGCUGACCUUAGGAAAGAGAAGAUGCAUACGCUCUUUGGCGAGCAGAAUGCAUACUAUCGGCACGCGACGGCGGUGCCGGUGGGUAUGGGCACGCCGUCAUAUCCGGGGGUGGGUGCCGCCCCGGCUUACUACGAACAAUACAGCCGAUACAGCGGCUACGCGACGGCCGGGUAUCCCGUGUCGGGUAUCGGUCAGCAGCAUAUCCAUCACGCUGGGAAGGACAUGGUGAAGCCGCCGUACUCUUACAUCGCCCUGAUCGCGAUGGCCAUACAGAACGCGCCCGACAAGAAGAUCACGCUCAACGGAAUCUAUCAGUUUAUCAUGGAACGAUUUCCAUACUAUCGCGAGAACAAGCAGGGCUGGCAAAACUCGAUUCGGCACAAUCUAAGUCUGAACGAGUGCUUCAUCAAGGUGCCGCGCGACGACAAGAAACCAGGCAAGGGAAGUUACUGGUCCCUAGACCCUGACAGCUACAACAUGUUCGACAAUGGUUCUUACUUGAGACGUCGCAGACGCUUCAAGAAGAAGGACGCGCUGAAGGAGAAGGAGGAAGCGCUCAAGCGACAGGGUCUGGUCCCGGAGAAACGGGUGCAGGAGGAUAACAAGUCCGGCGGGAACCAGGUUGCGUUGCCGCCGCCGGACACGCCGGCGAAGAAGCUCGGCACUCUGGAGAACAGCAACGCCGGUCUGUGCAAACCUAAGCGGGAACCGAUAAACGAUCACGCCGGCAAUCAUUGCAUGGCUGCGGCGGUUCAGGCGAGCAAGUACGGCUUGCACAGCCCGAUACAGGACACCAAGACGACGACGGCCGUAGCGGCGCCCGGGCAGAGCGUCAUCCAGACUGCCCUGGGUCACCAGGUGCACCAGCCGCACCAGGUGCACCAGGAGCCGAUUCAGGACGUGUCCAUGGCUGGGCUGGAUCCGACCAGCUUCAGCGUCGACGCGCUGAUGACCACGCGGGAGAACAGCGGCGGUCUGAUGACGCGCGACAAUCAGCACCACUCGCACCACCCGCACGGUCUUCAACAUCCGCAUUCUAUCAUGAGCAGCAGGGAGUCCAUGGGCAACGGUAGCAGAGACCUGUCGUCCGCGUGCACCACCACGACCACCACGACCGCCGCGGUAGCCGCGAUGAUGGCCACCACGGGUUACGGGCACACCAGCACGGUCUCCCGGGGUAACGCUUCGCCACCUGGUUCGAUGUACACGCCGUACUGCGCGCCGGCGGCCGCCGGAUACGCCAUCAUGGACCACGCAGAGUACAACUCGGCGAGAAAUCACGCGUCCAACGCCGUGGGACACUCACAGUGGUAUCAGGACGCCGCGAGUCCUGACACAGCGAUCUACCAGGACACCCAGUCCCCGAGCUGUCAGCUUUACAGGUCCAGCCCGCCGACACCUCUUUCGACGGGCGCGGCACCAUCUCCUCCGCUAUAUCACAGAUAUUAUCAAGACUGUAGUGCUGUUAACACCAGUGGAAAUCUACCGAUAACGUUACAUAAGUACUGAGAAUAUCGAAAUUCAAGGUCCCAUCAACGGGACCUUGAAGAACACCACGGCGAGCAUUACGAUCCGGGCUUGGUUUACGUGAAACAAGAAUGGAUCCCCUCGACAGAUGAACUUGCCAAGGAAUGGAACUAGAACAAGUGUCACAGAGAGGAAGCUGGUAAAUGAUAUUAAAAAAAUGACGUAACUCUAGUUUCCUGCCCGUAUCGAAUCGUAUCUUCGUAUCACGGAAAAUCGUUAUCGGUAAUAUGUAGGCAAUUAGCUAAUGCGACGAUUAGGCGUAAUGAAUCGUGAAUGAAUGUUGUUGAGGAUAGUUUUGUGUGAGAAAUAGCUAAAAAACUGACUAUCGAGAUUUCUUAGUGGAAAGAUACGUCGGAAUCUGCAAUAUUGCUUUUCUCAUUUUUCUACAGGGUUGUAAUAUUUCAAUCAUUUUCAGUUGAUUUAAAAGAGAUUUGUUAAAUAAUGUUUUUUUUUUAUAAUUAUUAGAAAAUUUAUUA
Messenger RNA from Nylanderia fulva, 3939 nucleotides. RefSeq names its product forkhead box protein crocodile (gene croc). Gene Ontology annotation, molecular function: DNA-binding transcription factor activity, RNA polymerase II-specific; RNA polymerase II cis-regulatory region sequence-specific DNA binding. Gene Ontology annotation, biological process: regulation of transcription by RNA polymerase II; anatomical structure morphogenesis; cell differentiation. NCBI's taxonomy places the organism in Eukaryota, Metazoa, Arthropoda, Insecta, Hymenoptera, Formicidae. The record is from RefSeq and is a predicted model, not a curated record.